AUGGAGAUGGAGGUGGUGGAGCUGCCGGUGGCAGCUACCGGCGGCGGUGCCCACGGCGCGCCGCCGUGCUUCGACUGCAGUAUAUGCCUGGAGCCCGCGCGCGAGCCGGUGGUCACGCGCUGCGGCCACCUCUACUGCCUCGUCUGCAUGCGCCGCUGGAUGCGCUCCGCCGACCACUGCCCCGUGUGCAGGGCAGCCGUGUCCGAGGGCCGCCUCCUCCCGCUCUGCCACGACCACAGCGACCUGCGCUGCUUUCACGUCCGGCCCACAGCCGCCAUCGUCAACAACAACAGCAACCACUGGGGGGCUAGCUGGGUGUGGCAUUCCAACGCCGGCUGCCUCAUCAGCAGCGCGGCGGCGGCCGUGCUCCCGUGGGCGUUCCCGGUGCCACCGCGGCCGAUGAUCGUCGGCGACGGCCACCGGCGGGUGAAGCAGUCGUUGCACCAGUUAUGGCUCUUCCUCGCCGUCGCCGCGCUGCUCUGCUUUCUCCUCUGCUAUUAA
This is a messenger RNA of Panicum virgatum (switchgrass), 501 nucleotides long. Its product is annotated as E3 ubiquitin-protein ligase CBL-C-like. Lineage: Eukaryota; Viridiplantae; Streptophyta; Magnoliopsida; Poales; Poaceae. Gene Ontology annotation, biological process: ubiquitin-dependent protein catabolic process. The transcript has a single exon. Gene Ontology annotation, molecular function: metal ion binding; ubiquitin-like protein conjugating enzyme binding; ubiquitin protein ligase activity. The record is from RefSeq and is a predicted model, not a curated record. Gene Ontology annotation, cellular component: endoplasmic reticulum. Bases 1 to 501 code for a protein of 166 amino acids.